Messenger RNA from Tripterygium wilfordii, 1336 nucleotides. RefSeq names its product calmodulin-lysine N-methyltransferase. Gene Ontology annotation, cellular component: cytoplasm. Lineage: Eukaryota; Viridiplantae; Streptophyta; Magnoliopsida; Celastrales; Celastraceae. Gene Ontology annotation, molecular function: calmodulin-lysine N-methyltransferase activity. Bases 121 to 1089 code for a protein of 322 amino acids. The transcript is spliced from 7 exons. The record is from RefSeq and is a predicted model, not a curated record.
CUCAGCUCUCCAUUGAGUAAGCCAGGUAGCCAACGUUAAACGGCAGAGGAAGUCGCAUCGCUAGAAGAGGAAAUUCAUGGAGACUCCGACAAGCUCAAAUUCCAAUGCUUCCUCCCUAAGAUGGAAAAUCCUACGUCAAGCUCUUCUUCGGCGUCCUUCUCUGCAGUUUCCAAUGUGUUUUUGUGUUCAGAUGAGCAAUCUGAGGUACCAAUCAAACGCAUUUCUAGAAGAACCUCGCAAGGAUUCAAUCUCAUCCCCUGCCGAAUAGUGGACGGUCGUGUCAAUGAAGAAUCAGACGGUAGACUCGUGUCUGUCUGCUAUACAUUGCCCAUCGAUGGAGCUCCCGAGCUUUAUGUUAUGCAAAGGGAGGACAGCGGAGCGGACCUCAGUGAUUUUGAAAUAUGUAACAGAUACAAUGUGGAUAACACUGGGCUUGUGUAUUCUAAGUUGGCGAUUAUCUUUCUUAUCUACAAAUUUGAAGAGUUCUUGUAUUGCACAGGUCGUUGGCCCUCAGAAGAUGUCCUCGCUUAUUUCUGCCUGUCGCAUGCUGACAUGUUUAGGUCCAAAAAAAUUAUUGAGCUUGGAUCAGGCUAUGGCUUAGCUGGAUUAGUUAUUGCAGCAGCCACCAAAGCAUCAGAAGUUGUGAUCACAGAUGGGAAUCCCCAAGUAAUUGAUUAUAUUCAGCGUAGUAUAGAUUCCAACUCUGGAGUGUUUGGUGGCACAAGCGUAAAGGCUAUGAUGUUGCACUGGGAUCAGGAAGAUGUUUCAAAUAUCUCUGGCGCCUUUGAUGUCAUUGUCGCGAGUGACUGCACCUUUUUUAAGGAGUUCCACAAAGGCCUUACUCGAAUCAUCAAAUUAUUGUUAAAGGAUGAUGAGGCCUCUGAAGGUUUAUUCUUGAGUCCUAAAAGGGGUGACUCAUUGGACAAGUUUCUAGAGGAAAUUGAGAAAAAUGGUAUGCAUUUCAGUGUAUCAGAGAUUUAUGACGCAGAAGUUUCGAAGCGUCAUCAGUGCUUGAUGAAUGGUGAUGACUCCUGGCCCGGCUAUGAGAAAGAUCACUGCUACCCAUUAUUUGUGAGAGUUACAAGAUAAGCUUUCUCUAAUUUUCUUUGAUUCUCUUCGCAUUACUUACUGAGAUUUGGUUCCCAGACUCCUGUCCUGCAUCCCUUGACAUCUAUUGCUGGUGCAUCCAAUUAAACUAAAUUGUUUUUCUGUCUCCACUAACAUAUGUGUGGUCCUAGUGGUUAAUGUUAAUGGUUUGCCAAUUUCUUUUAAUGGGAAAUAUAGAGAUUCUGUUUUUGAAUGAUAUUAGUUUAUUAUGAUAUCCUUUUUGAUCUUA